UCCUCCUGGCACCCCGACUACCGGUGCUGGGGUGGAUGUUCAGAGGAAAGGUUCCCUUCACCCACCAUGCCACCAGUGCUACAUGGAGCAAGUGGAUUGCUCUCAUUACGCAGCGCGCCCGUAUUGGUAAACUGAAUCACCCUGGGAUUUUGGAAGUAAUUACAAAUUGGCCUGAAGGUGAAAACUUUGGUGUCACAGAUGAAGAACAAGAACCAGUGACAUGGGCUGAAGAAGCUUCACCCUACAACCAAUUGCCAGCAGAGGAAACACGCUAUGCUCUUUUCACUGACGGUUCUUGUCGCAUCGUAGGGAUGAAUCGGAAGUGUAAAGCAGCUGUAUGGAGCCCCACACGACAGGUCGCAGAGGCCACUGAAGGAGAAGGUGGAUCAAGUCAACUUGCUGAACUCAAAGCCGUUCAACUGGCCCUAGACAUUGCAGAAAGGGAGAAGUGGCCAAAGCUCUACCUCUACACUGAUUCAUGGAUGGUAGCCAAUGCUCUGUGGGGAUGGCUGGAGAGAUGGAAAGGGGCUAACUGGCAGCAUAGAGGAAAACCAAUUUGGGCUGUUGAAGAAUGGAAAGACAUUGCUACCCGGGUAGAGAAACUACCUGUGUGUCGUGGUUUGACAUGGAAGUGAAUUUUUUUUCAGGAAGUUGGGUCAAACCAAUCAGUGGUCAGGUUUGGAUAUUGGCACCUGGAGUGACCACUGAAAGUAUGGACACGCCUCUGAGAACACAGGGGGUUAAAAGCAAGAACUCCCAAGGGAACUGUCUCUUUGGUUCCGGUCGUCAGAGAGUGCAGACUCUCCCCUGCCCAGCCAUGGGCUGGGUCAGGGAGGGGAAGCCACGCGGCCUUGUCCAGGUACCCCAUUCACACAGCAGAAGAUCCUAAUAGGGAAUGAGUGGUGUAUUUCUGGGUGAGCAUCUUAUGGAGAUUUAGUAUUAAAACUGAUUCUUAAUUAUUUCUGAAGUGAAGCAAGUUAUUUUCAGGAAAAGUCAAAAAUUCUGAGAUUUUGGAGUUUGGAGAGAUAGCAGUUGUGUUGCAGCACAGAAGCUUUACGUGACCCACAGUUCAUGUGGUUAAUAUCUGUUUUGCAGCAGGCUAGGGACACGAGUUAGGAGUUUUCAUUUGAACUGGUGUUGGCUGAGUAUACAGGAUCUUGAAAGGGGUUUCAGACACCAUAUUCUCUCAUAUCUCUGACUUCAGGCAGUUGACAAAGUUUGCCUGUCACUGUAGAAGAGAUGUCAAAACAAUCCAGUAAGAGACUGAAAUCCUAGAAUAAGCUGGAUUUUUAAAUCUAUUAUUAAAAGACAUUUGUUAUUAAAGUUACAUGACAGAGACCCAAAUAAAAUGAGUUUAAUAGGGAUUAUUUGAAUGUUUUUCUUCUUUGCUAUAUCUUUGACUGUUGCAACUCCUUGCAGUCCAGCAAAACUCAAUUGCCAUUACUAUGUUUGACAUAAUUUUAUUCACAAUAAUACACAGACUAUUGAAAAAUAUUUCAUCCAUAUCUGUUCCUUGAAUUGAGGCCAGAACACUGGGAAAAGUGGUUAUUGCUCUCUCUUUGAGAUUAGACAGCCUCUGAUCUCCCAACCCAGAACAUAAAGACUUGCAGAUAUGGAAGGAGACCUUGGUCUAAGCUGCAGCCAUCAGGACCUCCAGCAAUGAGAUUACUUCUUUUCCACCCAGCUGGAGAGUUCAGAAUGAGCCAGGUUCCUUCUCACGACUAUUCCAUAGCCCGAGGCAACAGACAAAGGGCUGAAAUGACAGGGACUUGAGCCAGAGGGCUUCAGUCACCGAUUAGCUCAUUUCACAUCAGCCAUGUGGCUUUUAGACAGAAGUCUGGAGCCAAGUAUCUCCAAAUUACCUGAAGUAAAUUGCUUCAUAGCUUGUUACUAAAAUUCCAAAAAGCCAAAGUUUUUGGCUGCUGUAUGAUAUUUAAUUAAACUCCAUGCGUCUGACAGCUUCUCUGUGUGAUAUAGCUCAUAGCAAAUGCUUAGAUGGAAGUUGAUUUCAAUUUAUGGUAAGGGAUAAAAAUCCAAAAAGUUGAAACUGUGUUGUUUU
Messenger RNA from Vidua chalybeata, 2059 nucleotides. RefSeq names its product ribonuclease H1-like. The record is from RefSeq and is a predicted model, not a curated record. The transcript is spliced from 2 exons. NCBI's taxonomy places the organism in Eukaryota, Metazoa, Chordata, Aves, Passeriformes, Viduidae. The coding region runs from base 36 to 635 and encodes 199 amino acids. Gene Ontology annotation, molecular function: nucleic acid binding; RNA-DNA hybrid ribonuclease activity.